UUUUCAAAUAUUAUAUUAUAUUAUAAGCUUUCUUUUUCUUGGGACUUUGUACCCUACUUACUGCGUCCGCAAUGGCAGAAAAAGCCAACUAUGCUGAGUAACCGUUCUCCCACGCGGCCACCCUUCUUCUUUAAUUCCCAUUUUCUCCCACCCUCUCCUUCUCUCUUCCUAUUUACACCUUCAUUCAUCACCUUUUUCUUUUCCAACAACACUCCACCCUUCUUCAUUUUCCGCUCCGAAUGUCAUCUCUGCCGGAAACCUACGCCGGAGAAGACGGAAAACACUACCCUGCUCCACUCGCUUCUCAUGACGACGUCGUCAGGGACUCCUCUCUCUUCUGGGACACUCUCAGACGCUUUCACUUCCUUAUGGGUACCAAAUUCAUGAUUCCUGUGAUUGGAGGGAAGGAGCUGGAUUUGCACGUUCUUUACGUGGAAGUUACCAGAAGAAGUGGCUACGAGAAGGUGGUUGCAGAGAAGAAAUGGAGGGAAGUUGGAAGCGUUUUCAAGUUCUCAGCAACCACCACAAGCGCUUCUUUCGUGUUGAGGAAACAUUACUUCAGUCUUCUUUAUCAUUACGAACAGGUUCACUUUUUCAAAGCUCGGGGUUCUGUCUAUACUCCUUCAACAGAUGCAUUUUCCGGGAACAGUCCUUCUUGGAGACCUGAAUUAGCUAUCGUGGAAUAUUCUCCUAAGCCCUUGAAUAGUAGUGCCGAAUCCCGUGCCGAAGAAACAUCAUGUCUCUCAGGAAAUGGAACUAUAGAGGGAAAAUUUGAGUGUGGUUAUUUGGUGUCAGUGAAACUGGGUUCAGAGGUUCUUAGAGGGGUGCUUUACCAUCCAGAAAAAAUGGCUGCUCCUCCGUCGAUUCCACAACACGAGAAUGCCAUCGUGCCGUUCAAAAGCAAAGGUCACCGUUCUGGUCGGAGGAGGAGAAACAAGAGAAGGUGGGACCCUAACUAUCCAAAGCCGAAUAGGAGUGGCUAUAACUUCUUCUUUGCUGAAAAGCAUUACUCUCUCAAAGCUCUCUACCCGAACAGAGAAAGGGAGUUUACCAAGAUGAUUGGCCAGUCAUGGAACAGUCUUAGUCCCGAAGAACGACUGGUUUAUCAGAACAUCGGAUUAAGAGACAAAGAAAGGUACAAGAGAGAACUGACGGAGUACAAAGAGAGGAUGAAGCUUAGGGAGACCCCAGAAGUUGGACUUCCAUAGAAUCUUACUGCUUACCCUUUUCUGGAAACCAAAGAAAGAAUGGCUUAGAAAUCUUGUGGACUUUUACAUACAUACCAUUCAUGUGGAUAAUGGUCCACUGGACAUUAUUGUUUUUUCUUUCUUUAUUUUUUCAGAAAAAGAAAACCAUUAUCGAUCC
Molecule: messenger RNA, 1365 nt
Organism: Vigna radiata var. radiata (mung bean)
Lineage: Eukaryota; Viridiplantae; Streptophyta; Magnoliopsida; Fabales; Fabaceae
Product: high mobility group B protein 9
Exons: 6
Coding region: 240-1208 (322 amino acids)
Molecular function (GO): DNA binding
Source: RefSeq, a predicted model, not a curated record